CUUCAGCAUGCAACUGUGCUAUAGGGACCUCAGUGUACCCCUCUUCACAGCAGAAACAAAUACAUUUGGAAAUGGAUCUGGAGGAGACAUACAAAGAAGGAGAGGAUAUGGAGAGGAAAAUGACUCGAGCUGCAGCUGCCAAGGUGGUAAAAAAGAAUUUUCUUGAAGCCCUGAAGUCUAAUGACUUUGAAACACUGGAAGAGCUAUUGAGCCAAAAGAAAAUAGAUGUGGACACCGUGUUUGAAGUGGAAGAUGAAAAUCUGAUUCUGGCAUCGUACAAACAAGGGUACUGGCUGCCUAGCUACAAAUUAAAAAUAUCCUGGGCAACUGGACUUCAUCUAGCUGUCAUGUAUGGACAUCUGGAGAGUCUUUCAGUCUUGCUCAAUCACAAAGCUACAAUCAACUGUCGGCCCAACGGAAAAGCAGCAAUCCACAUAGCGUGUGAAAUGGCAAACGUUGAGUGUCUAAAGAUCCUUUGUAACCAUGGAGCUAAGCUGAACUGCUUUUCAAUGAGUGGGCAGGCACCUUUGCACUUCUGCACGACACGAACCUCCAUGCCUUGUGCCCAGCAGCUGGUUUGGAGAGGAGCAAAUGUGAACAUAAAAACAAACAACCAAGAUGAAGAGACUCCUCUGCACACCGUUGCACGUUUGGGUAUCCCUGAGCUUGUGGCCUUUUAUGUGGAACAAGGAGCACAGGUUGAUGCUCUCAAUGCCUACAUGGAGACUCCUUUGGCCUGUGCAGCCUAUUGGGCCCUUCACUAUAAGGAUCAGAUAUACAGCCCUGAUCACCACCUCAUCUGUCGGAUGCUCUUAGACUAUAAAGCUGAAGUGAAUGCUCGUGAUGAGGAUUUCAAAACACCACUCCACAAAGCUGCAUGGAACUGUGAUCAUGUCCUGCUGCACAUGCUGCUGGAGGCAGGAGCAGAAGCAAACAUCAUGGAUGUCAAUGGUUGUGCACCCCUACAGUAUAUCAUAAAAGUGACAUCUGUGCGACCAGCUGCCCAGCCUGACAUCUGCUACCAGCUACUACUGAACCAUGGAGCAGCUAGGAUAUAUCCACUGCAAUUCCACAAGGUGCUACAAGCCUGUCAUUCCCAUCCCAGAGCUGUGGAGGUUGUUGUCAAUACCUAUGAACACAUCAAAUCAACAUCUAAGUGGAAAGCAGCCAUACCUGAUGACAUCUUCGAGCGGCACCAGGAUUUCUAUGAGUCUUUGUUUGCUGUGUGCAGCAAUUCACCCCGGUCACUCAUGCAUUUAUGCAGAUGUGCUAUUCGAGCAAUAUUGUCAGAAAGGUGCCACCGAGGAGUCCCGUUGCUAUCCAUCCCCCUGUCCAUAAAGAAGUACUUGCUGCUGGAACCAGAAGGAAUCAUCUACUGAGCUACAGCAGCACCGGCACUGGAGUCUCCCUUCCUGGAUUCGUGUGCCUCUGUGGGGUGCUGGAGAUCCAGGCACAAUUCUGACAUAGUCCUUCACUUGUGUAUGAUAUCAAGCCAGCCUGAAGCCUGGCUGGGAUUUACUGCCUCUCCUCUGAGCUGCUGUUUUUCCCUGUGCUAAGGAAUCGCAGCUGCAGGCUAUGAGUCACAAUCGUGAAGGCAGAUCAGGAAAGCCCCCCCCAACAAACAAAUACAGGAGAACAUGCUUUCAUGCUUUGUUCUCCCAGUGUAAAUGAUGCUUCUGCUGCCUCUGGUAUUGGUUUUGAUGCUUGCUAAAUAGCAUUCGAUUCAGCCUGAACAACCUUUGAUACUGUUUCACUGUAAUUUUCUUCAGCUGUCACUUUAAGAGUAAAAGAAAGGAUAUCAUCAAAAAAUAGGACAUUUAUUAGUGUCAUAGAAAUGCUUUCCCAGAAAGAAAUGGACAAAUUUCUUUGAAUCGUGACCACAGACAGGAUUCCAGGAUUCUCCAUAGUUUCCUGUGGACUGACUCUCAAUUCAACUUUAGUUUGCUGUUCGCUACACCUGUCUGUAUCUUAUAAAGCUUUGUCAUAGUAAUAUCCUUUUUAAUUGUAAGAAAUUUAUAUUUAUAUUUCCGUACCUUGCUAUUCAUGCCCAAGUAGCUUUUAGCAGAUAUUGUCUCUGUUUCUGCUCUCACUGUGACUGACAAUAAUUUCACGCCCUAGUGUUGAGAAUGCAGGUAAAAUGGACUUGCCCCUGUAACCUGCACAACUGGGCUUACUCCCAUACAUAUAUCCGUCAGGAUGGAGUUGGAUGGGAUCUGGGAAGAAUACAAGGCCUUCUUUUCAUUGACUAUGCAUGGAAUCUAGUCUGCUAACAUGGACUACACACCUUAUUUUUUUGGCAGCUAAGCGCAGGUGAGAGGAUUCCCACCUUAACUGAAAGGUGUUUCAAAGAUGAUGAUGUGUUGGCUGUGCUGUUACAGACCUGCCUGUCCUCUGACUUGCAGAUCCAGUGCUUUGGGAUCUGUCAGUGCUGGUUUCUCUGCUUGCAGAAAACCUUUACUCCUGACCAAGCUGCUGACUCCAGUUCAGCAGGACGAAAUGCAGGGCAGAGGCAGUUCAGAUACCAAGUGUCCCACAGCAAGUGUGUGAUCUGACCUACAGAAAAAAACCCAAACAUUUUUCUUCCCUUUUUUUAGUUUGAUGCAAUCUAUCUGGCUGUUCCACUUUUUUAAGACCCUGACAAUUCUGUGUUCUGCUGAAAGGGAGGUGAGCUGUGCCUACCACUGUGAGCCAGUAAGUCCUGACUUCUCAUUGCAUCUCUGACUGUGAAGCUGUCGAUCCUUAUCAUUAUUAUUAUCCCUGUGCAAGAGAGCCCACAACACGUUAGGCUCUUCCCAGCUGGACAGGAGCAGUCAGGCUGUUCACUGUUUCUGACAAUAACAGCACUUGAAAAAAUGUACAGAUUAUUUGGUGUUAUAAAUCACUUCUCUUUCUUUUCAUCUCAGUUUUCAUAAAUCAAAGCUUGUUCGCUGUGUUGUAGAGAAUCUAAUUCAUUAGUCUGUUUAUGUUUAGAUAGACAGCAAAUUAGAUUGCUAUUUCACAGUUUCCGGUUCCACCAGAGAAUUUCAAAGACAACACAGACCAUGAGAAAAUGCUUCCUCAUCUGAAGCUGUAAUAUAUGUCCCUGCAGCUCACGAGAUGAAAUAUCUCUAGAGAUUUACAGAGUUAUCAUAGAAUGGUUUGGGUUGGAAGGGACCUUAAAACUUACCUAGUUUCAAUCCCCCUGCCAUGGACAAGGACAUGUCCCACUAGACCAGGCUGCCCAAGGCCUCAUCCAACCUGGCCUCUCUAUCAGAGACACUACAGUCAUUUACAGGGGAGGACAAAGAGGGUCUGGGGUAGUUUGUCGGUAGAGAAAUCCACUUAAGGCAGUUCCGGGUUAGUGGGAUCCACUGAAUUCUGCACUGAGGAAAACCAGUGAAUUUGGAAGGGCAGAGAAAGCUUGGGUUAUCUAAACCCAAUAAUUUUCUUUGCAAUGUGCCUAUGUAAGUCAGGCAUGAGGAAGAGGAUUUGCAAACUGGUCAAGGCAAGAAAAUGUUUGUUGUUUUUUGUACAGUCUGACAAUGGGGCAAGCUGAGUAAUUCAAGAGAGACAGACGGAGGUAGUUGAUUUUAUUUGGAACACAUCCCUGCUCUGGCUGUUUCUGGAAGUAAAAUUCUGCAUCUGGAAGAGGGAGGUUUAAGUCAGAACAAAGCAACGUUUUUUGACCUGUCUUAGUCAGGUCUCUCUUGCUGAGAGAGAAGAAAAAAGGCUGUCACCAGUGUUCCUAAAUUCCCUCUGAUCCUCCCCCUCUGCAGUGAACACACUUAAUUUUUAUUCUGUGGGCACCCAGCCUCACUUCCAAGCUUUGUACCAAGCAGGUGCCAGAUUAUAGCCAUUGUCGUAUCUGACAGGGAGCACAGUGGGAUCAGACUGAUUAUAGUCAUAGGAAUUUGCAAGCUGUUAAAAACACUGGAGAACACCCCUAUCACAUAAAAAAGACCUGAUUGAUGCACUUUAAUUGCUUCUGUUGUUAGAGUUACAAAAACCAACAGUAAGCAAACUUUAUUGUUUGUUAUCUUUUUAGCAUUUCUUUCUUUUUUUUGCUCUUUCUGUACUCUAUCCUCAUACAAUGGAUGGAAUUGCUCGUGUGAGGCAUGGGGGUACCUGAUAAUAAGUCUAUCAUUUAUUAAAUCUAUUGGAUACACAGUCUUCUUAUUUUCACCUAGUGCUGAUGCUUUGAAAUUUUGUGCUCUCAUAUAAUUCCUGAUCAUGCUUUUGUGUUUUCAAAGCUGUAACAGAUUGGAUGGCUGCAGGUGGAAAGGAUAAGAGACCAAGUUGUCACCCCUACACUGUAAGUUUGAACCUAGUCAUGACGUGAAACAACAGAAAAUUGUUUUCAGGGUUGUUUGGUGUCUUCUGUGAAAUCAGUUUCUUUUUGCCAUUUUGCUUCUUAGUAGAGAUGCAGUCAUGUUUGAGACAUUUCCACUGCAUUUCACAGCCUAUUAGAAUAUUUAAAGCACAGACUGGCACAAAGAAUAAACUAUACUUUCCCAUUGGCAAGCCUUUCCCACAGCUCCCUUAGU
This is a messenger RNA of Cuculus canorus (common cuckoo), 4523 nucleotides long. It is a transcript of the gene ASB4, whose product is annotated as ankyrin repeat and SOCS box containing 4. Gene Ontology annotation, molecular function: transcription cis-regulatory region binding; protein binding. The transcript is spliced from 5 exons. Lineage: Eukaryota; Metazoa; Chordata; Aves; Cuculiformes; Cuculidae. The coding region runs from base 72 to 1379 and encodes 435 amino acids. The record is from RefSeq and is a predicted model, not a curated record. Gene Ontology annotation, biological process: intracellular signal transduction; positive regulation of transcription by RNA polymerase II. Gene Ontology annotation, cellular component: nucleus.